Fomitiporia mediterranea MF3/22 is the source of this 892-nucleotide messenger RNA. RefSeq names its product ubiquitin-conjugating enzyme. Gene Ontology annotation, cellular component: HULC complex. The transcript is spliced from 4 exons. The coding region runs from base 69 to 569 and encodes 166 amino acids. Gene Ontology annotation, molecular function: ubiquitin conjugating enzyme activity. The record is from RefSeq and is a predicted model, not a curated record. Lineage: Eukaryota; Fungi; Basidiomycota; Agaricomycetes; Hymenochaetales; Hymenochaetaceae. Gene Ontology annotation, biological process: protein polyubiquitination; DNA repair; proteasome-mediated ubiquitin-dependent protein catabolic process.
UCUACCCGGUUGCUGUUCUUCUUACACGAAAGCUCGUCUCCAUCAAUCUCAUACAGCCAGUGCUAGUCAUGUCUACCACCGCCCGUCGCCGCCUCAUUCGUGAUUUCAAACGUUUGUCGACCGACCCUCCUGGCGGUAUCUCUGGGAGCCCUUGCCCGGACAAUAUUAUGCUUUGGAAUGCCGUUAUUUUCGGACCUGCUGAUACGCCAUUUGAGGACGGAACGUUCAAGCUGUUAUUGACGUUUGAUGAGAGUUACCCGAACAAACCACCGACCGUGAAGUUCCUCUCGCGCAUGUUCCAUCCUAACGUAUACGCCAAUGGCGAGCUGUGUCUGGACAUUCUUCAAAAUCGUUGGAGCCCGACGUAUGACGUGGCUGCAAUUCUUACCAGUAUUCAGAGCCUUCUCCAUGAUCCGAAUCCGAAUAGUCCUGCAAAUGCCGAGGCUGCACAAUUAUACCGUGAAAAUCUCAAGGAAUACGUGAGACGUGUGAAGGCGACCGUGGAGGAGUCAUGGAUGGAUCCCGGCGACGAAGACGUUGAGGAAGAUGCUGGUGAUGGCUCUCCUUGAGUAUGAUCCUUUUGUUUUCCAUUAUUAGUCCUCUUUCAACAUCGUUUCUUUCGAUUUUUGUAAAAUAUUUGUUUUGUUAACCGCAUUUAGUGGUUACACCUUCGGGUCACCGGAUCUUCAUCUGCAUGAUAACUGACCAGGAGUUGGUUGUUGCAUGCCGCUGUUGAACACGAUUAUUUUUCUUGAAAAAACCAACCCGCUUUCUCAAAUUUUCAUCUUAUUUCCGCAGAGCCAUCGUGCGCUCUUCGCCGAAACACUCAAACUUUAUCCUAGCUCUGAAUACCCAACCGCGAUAGCUGUCUACCGUGUAUUUUUCUCACCAC